AUGUCACAUCCGGAGAUUGAUCUAGAUCAGCUCUCCGAUAGUGAGAAGACUGCCCUAGAAAUGUACAUGGCAGUGACGAGCCAAGAUCCCGCCGAAGCGAUACCACUUUUGCGUCGUUCACAAUGGAAUGUACAGAUCGCUAUAUCCAAAUUCUUUGAUGGCGAAGGCCCGGAUCCCCUCGAAGAAGCUCGCGCUGCCAUGGAUCGCCCGCCUCCACCUCAAUCGAACCGUCGAACCCAGAAUUUAAUGACCGAUGACUUGACCGAACACCUUUCGCAGGUUACUCGUGCCGCAGCCGCAGAUUCGGCCCCGCGAGUUGACACACAAUCAGGAGACCAGACUGUCUGGAGGCCUCCAUUCAUUCUGAGCCUGUUUUUCACUCCGUUUAAUUUGGUCUACCGGCUUCUCUGCAGUUCUUUCCGUCUAUUCGGGGUGCUCUUCCCUUUCCUACCACGGUUGUUCAACAGGACCGCAAACCCCGCACUGCAAGGUGCUCGCCGAAAUACAACGGGACGUCGCUCGCUUGGACCCAAGGACACGGCCGCUCGUUUUAUCCGCGAGUUCGAGGAGGAGUAUGAGUCGCAUCCGAUUCCCUUCUUGGAGAACGGAUACAACAUGGCGCUUGAGAAGGCUCACCGCGACUUGAAGUUCCUCUUCGUCAUUCUCUUAUCGCCAGAGCACGAUGAUACGACGAGUUGGGUCCGUGAUACGCUGCUAGCACCCGAGGUUGUGGAAUUCAUCAACGACCCCCAGAACAACCUUCUGGUGUGGGGCGGGAACGUGCAAGAUUCUGAAACAUAUCAAGUCGCCAAUUCAUUGAAAUGUACCAAAUUCCCCUUUGCAGCAGUUAUCGUUCACACCCCAAAUGUUUCGUCAGCCGCCAUGUCCGUUAUCGGACGGAUCGCGGGCAUCACCACGCCAACUGAAGUCGUGAAUAAGCUCCGGACAGUUGUGACAUCUAAUAACGAGCCGCUGGAGCGACUCCGAUCUUCACGUGCGGAGCAACAAGCAUCGCGCAGCUUGCGCGAGGAGCAAGACUCAGCCUACGAGCGGUCGCUGGCGAUCGACCGUGAGCGGGCGCGCCAGCGCCGGGAGGCGGAGGCGGCGCGUCAACGCGAGGAACAGGAAGCUGCGGAUCGAGAGGCGGCAGAGGAGCAACAGCGCCGCAAUCUCGCCCAGUGGAAGCUUUGGCGCGCACAGUCUCUUAGCGCAGAACCCGGGCCAGAUGUCAAAGAUGCGGUUCGGGUCAGCGUCCGACUUCCGUCCGGCGAGCGAAUUAUGCGCAAGUUUGCGCCUGAUCUGGAUAUUGAAGAGAUUUACGCAGUUGUAGAGUGCCACGAGGCGUUACAGGAGAAGGAUGCAGAGCGACCUGUGACCGAACCCGAGGGAUUUGUACAUCAUUACACUUUUCGACUGGUCUCACCCAUGCCUCGCGUGGUGUAUGCAGUAGAUGAGGGCGGGUCGAUCCGGGAGAAGAUCGGGCGUGGUGGUAAUCUGUUGGUGGAACCAAUUGACGAUGAGGAAGAUAGCGAUGAUGACGAGGCUGUCACUACCAUGUCUUGA
Molecule: messenger RNA, 1563 nt
Organism: Penicillium paradoxum
Lineage: Eukaryota; Fungi; Ascomycota; Eurotiomycetes; Eurotiales; Aspergillaceae
Product: clathrin-mediated endocytosis regulator UBX3
Exons: 2
Coding region: 1-1563 (520 amino acids)
Cellular component (GO): endoplasmic reticulum
Molecular function (GO): ubiquitin binding
Source: RefSeq, a predicted model, not a curated record